AUCUUCAAGCUCUACAGAACUUCUACAGAUUCUUUCUGUCAUUGUGAAGAAACAUCUUGAAGAAUGAGAAGCCUGAUGUGUUUGCUGUUCCUGGUGAUCUUCUGCUCUGUGCAGAUGACUUCAAGCGCUAACCUGGCAAGUGAAGUGGCAAACUCAAGGUGUUGUGGAGAGUUCAGUAAUGUGAAGGUUCCUGUGAAACUGGUGACGUCUUACUAUUGGACCAGCAGCAUCUGUGGUAGACGCGCUAUUGUGUUUCAGACAAUUGCGGGGAGAAAGUUCUGCAUUGAUCCACAGACCCCCUGGGUGAAGAGUCAUAUUGAAACAGUGGACAAAAGAACAACUGCUACAAAAUCUAAUGCUAAAAAAACAACUGUUACAGAAUCUAAUGCUACACAAACAUCUGCUACAGAAUCUACUUCUGCUGCAUUGACAACUGCUGCUACAGCAAAGACUCAGAGCCUUACAGUCUAA
This is a messenger RNA of Carassius auratus (goldfish), 471 nucleotides long. Its product is annotated as C-C motif chemokine 13-like. Gene Ontology annotation, biological process: antimicrobial humoral immune response mediated by antimicrobial peptide; inflammatory response; positive regulation of cell migration. The transcript is spliced from 3 exons. The record is from RefSeq and is a predicted model, not a curated record. Gene Ontology annotation, molecular function: CCR chemokine receptor binding; chemokine activity. Lineage: Eukaryota; Metazoa; Chordata; Actinopteri; Cypriniformes; Cyprinidae. Bases 64 to 471 code for a protein of 135 amino acids. Gene Ontology annotation, cellular component: extracellular region.